Molecule: messenger RNA, 1542 nt
Organism: Cajanus cajan (pigeon pea)
Lineage: Eukaryota; Viridiplantae; Streptophyta; Magnoliopsida; Fabales; Fabaceae
Source: RefSeq, a predicted model, not a curated record
ACACUCUCAUAAAUGAUCCUCCUCUUUAGUCUUUACACACACACUCACACCCAAUCCCUCACUUGAGCCACGUGCAGCGACGCUGCGUUUCACCCCACUCCGCACGUGGCACUAUUCCACAACCGAUGCUCUAAAUCAUUCACCUACUCCUCUCACCACAGAACAGAAUCCUCAAUUCCAUUUCCCACACAAACACUUGAAUAACAAACAACACACCAAAUUAACACAUUCAUUUUUAACUUCACUUCACAUCACAAUCUCAUGCCAAAUCAAAACCAUGUCUGACCCUUCCACCACCCCAUUGCCACCUCCGCCGCUCUUGCCCUCUCCCCACCACCUCAUCCAGGGCGGCGCAACCGCAUCCUCCUCCUCCUCCCUCGCCAGAGAGUACCGCAAGGGAAACUGGACCAUCCAAGAGACGCUCAUCCUCAUCACCGCCAAGAAACUCGACGACGAGCGCAGACUCAAAACCUCACACGACCCCACCAGAGCUGCAUGUUCCACCACCGCCAGAACCAGCGGCGAACUACGGUGGAAGUGGGUAGAGAACUAUUGCUGGAGCCACGGUUGCUUGAGAAGCCAGAACCAAUGCAACGAUAAAUGGGACAACCUCCUCCGCGAUUACAAAAAGGUUCGCGACUACGAAUUCAAACAACAACAAUCCAACGAAAAACACUUCCCUUCUUAUUGGAACCUCAACAAACAACAACGUAAGGAACACAAUCUCCCCUCCAACAUGGUCUUUGAUGUCUACCAAGCCAUCACCGAAGUCCUUCAAAGAAAACAAACCCAACCACAAGCCCAAACUCAAAGACAACCUGCGGUUACAUUAGUUACUUCCUCACCUCUUCAAACACUGCCACCACCUCCACCUCCACCUCCACCUCCGCCUCCGCCGCCACCACCACCACCUCCUCCGCCGGUUAGUUCCGCCACGCAGGCAGUUUCAGAGAGGUCGGAAUCAUCUGGCACUGAGCACAGUGAGGAUGAUGAUGGGUCGGAAUCUAAACGAAGGAAAGUAAAGAAUCUUGGUUCAAGCAUAAUGCGAAGUGCAUCGGUGCUGGCACGAGCUCUAAGGAGUUGUGAGGAGAAGAAGGAGAAACGACACCGUGAACUGAUCGAACUUGAACAAAGGCGGAUUCAGAUGGAGGAGGCUCGCAACGAGGUUCACCGGCAAGGCAUCGCCACCCUUGUGGCCGCCGUGACAAACCUUUCCGGUGCCAUUCAGUCACUCAUUAAUUCUGAACGCCAUGGCCAAAGAUAAUCAAUUAAUAUGCAAGAUAAAAUAAUAAUAUAUAUAUGCUUCCUAGCUAGCUAGUUUAUUAUAUUAUUAUUAUUAUUAUGUGAUUGAUCAGAAAAUCAUAUAAUUGAUAUUCAUCGGUCAUUCUUUACCUCUUAAAAUUCAAUUGUUGUUUAAUAUUGUUGAGUCAAUUUCGUCACCAAUUGAUAUAUGUUAGCAGCUGAUAUGUGAUUGAUCAUCCGUGUAUGUUCCAUUCUUUGAUGGAGAUCAAACCGAGCCCUAACAUUAAUUGUUUAUUGAGA